Molecule: messenger RNA, 2646 nt
Organism: Pteropus alecto (black flying fox)
Lineage: Eukaryota; Metazoa; Chordata; Mammalia; Chiroptera; Pteropodidae
Gene: ETFDH
Product: electron transfer flavoprotein dehydrogenase
Exons: 14
Coding region: 618-2288 (556 amino acids)
Biological process (GO): electron transport chain
Cellular component (GO): mitochondrial inner membrane
Molecular function (GO): electron-transferring-flavoprotein dehydrogenase activity; iron-sulfur cluster binding
Source: RefSeq, a predicted model, not a curated record
GACACAGAGGCGUAGACCCAAUCUGCAACCCGAAGACGCGGGCGGCGCUGGAACUUGGAGUCCCUUUCUUUUUUCACCUUGGGUACAUGACCAGAAGCCUCUGCUGGCCAUUGCAUCAUGCGUGGCGCCGGCGCAGAGCGAGAAAGAGGCGGGAACUCCGUGUAGUCAACCUGUAGGCUGAGCCGGGAGGCAAACUUCAACACAGGGCUUGGUGCUUUCCGGCAGGUGAUGGCGCCCCCCGAGGCCUAGAGGUGCAGCGCCCGCGGCGAGCCACAAGCAAUACUCUUUCCGCUGGGUUCGACCGAGAGUCCUGGUUACAGUGAACAUGCUGGUUCCGCUAGCCAAGCUGUCCUGCCCAGCAGUUUUAGGUUUAAAGAAAAACCCGAGCAGAAUGUACAGAGUUUCCAUAUAACUUUCCCCCAUUCUCCAUUAACAUCUUGCAUUGGUGUGGUACAUUUGUUACAACUGCAUAUCAGUGCUUUCAUGCAUUAAAAAUUAAGAAAAAUUAUCUACCUCUGCAUGCUACAAGAUGGUCUUCAACUUCCGUUGUACCUCGAAUUACUACCCACUAUACUAUUUAUCCCAGAGAUAAGGACAAGCGAUGGGAAGGAGUGAGCAUGGAAAGGUUUGCAGAAGAAGCAGAUGUAGUAAUAGUUGGUGCAGGCCCCGCAGGGCUCUCUGCCGCUAUUCGUCUAAAGCAAUUGGCUGCUAAACAUGACAAGGACAUCCGUGUGUGUCUCGUGGAGAAAGCUGCCCAACUAGGAGCUCAUACUCUCUCAGGGGCUUGCCUUGACCCACGUGCUUUUGAAGAACUGUUCCCAGACUGGAAGGAGAAGGGAGCUCCACUUAAUACUCCUGUAACAGAAGACAGAUUUGGAAUUUUAACAGAGAAAUAUAGAAUUCCUGUGCCAAUUCUUCCAGGUCUUCCAAUGAAUAAUCAUGGCAAUUACAUUGUACGCUUGGGACACUUAGUAAGCUGGAUGGGAGAACAAGCAGAAGCCCUUGGCGUUGAAGUAUACCCUGGUUAUGCUGCUGCUGAGGUCCUUUUUCAUGAAGACGGUAGUGUAAAAGGAAUUGCCACUAACGACGUAGGGAUACAAAAAGAUGGUGCACCAAAGACAACAUUUGAGAGAGGACUAGAACUACAUGCCAAAGUUACAAUUUUUGCAGAGGGUUGCCAUGGACAUCUAGCCAAGCAAUUAUAUAAGAAGUUUGAUUUGAGGGCCAAUUGCCAACCCCAAACCUAUGGAAUUGGACUGAAGGAGCUAUGGAUUAUUGACGAAAAGAAGUGGAAACCUGGGAGAGUCGAUCACACCGUUGGCUGGCCCUUGGACAGACACACUUACGGAGGCUCUUUCCUCUAUCAUUUAAACGAAGGUGAACCCUUGGUGGCUCUUGGAUUUGUGGUUGGUCUAGACUAUCAGAAUCCAUACCUGAGUCCAUUUAGAGAGUUCCAGAGGUGGAAACACCAUGCCAGCAUUCAGCCAACGCUGGAAGGCGGGAAAAGGAUUGCAUACGGAGCCAGAGCUCUGAAUGAAGGUGGCCUUCAGUCUAUACCAAAACUCACCUUUCCUGGUGGUUUACUAAUUGGUUGUAGCCCUGGCUUCAUGAAUGUUCCCAAAAUCAAAGGUACUCACACAGCAAUGAAGAGUGGAGCUUUGGCAGCAGAAUCUAUUUUUAAUCAGCUAACUAGUGAAAAUCUCCAGUCGAAGAUGAUAGGACUCCAUGUACCUGAGUACGAGGACAAUUUGAAGAAAUCAUGGGUAUGGAAAGAGCUGUACAGUGUUAGAAAUAUCAGACCAUCCUGCCAUGGAAUCCUGGGGGUAUACGGAGGGAUGAUUUACACUGGAAUCUUUUACUGGAUAUUUAGAGGAAUGGAGCCAUGGACUCUAAAACAUAAAGGUUCUGACUCUGAUCAGCUUAAGCCAGCCAAGGACUGCACACCUAUUGAGUAUCCAAAACCCGAUGGACAGAUCAGUUUUGACCUUUUGUCAUCUGUGGCUCUGAGUGGUACUAAUCAUGAACAUGACCAGCCGGCACAUUUAACCUUAAAGGACGACAGUGUACCUGUAAAUAGAAAUCUGUCAAUAUAUGAUGGGCCGGAGCAGCGAUUCUGCCCUGCAGGAGUUUAUGAAUUUGUACCUUUGGAACAAGGUGAUGGAUUUCGGUUACAGAUAAAUGCUCAGAACUGUGUGCAUUGUAAAACGUGUGAUAUUAAAGACCCAAGUCAGAAUAUUAACUGGGUGGUACCUGAAGGUGGUGGAGGACCUGCUUACAAUGGAAUGUAAACUACAACUGGUUUCAUUUGCAGGCAAGUUUGAUAACCACUUUAAAAUGUAUGGUAAGCUCUAACUUUAAAUUGUUAAGAAGUUAACAAGUGUCAAAAUAUCUUACAGCAUAUUAUUGAUCUGAAUGUUCAUAAAUUAUCAGGGAAAUAGAAAUUUUAUACUGUGCCUAAAAUUGUCCCAUAAAAAAUUAUCAAUAUUUAUCUUAAAUAAAAUUUUGUAAGUGAUGUAGCAUCUACAUACCUCUUUAAUGCUUCAAAAAUUCAGGACCAGCAGCAAAAUACGCUAUUGGCCUUUAAAGUACAUUUGACUCAUCAAAUUCAAAACUUCAAGUAUAAAAAUAAAUGUACUUCCUAGACCA